Vigna radiata var. radiata (mung bean) is the source of this 2016-nucleotide messenger RNA. RefSeq names its product squamous cell carcinoma antigen recognized by T-cells 3. The record is from RefSeq and is a predicted model, not a curated record. Gene Ontology annotation, biological process: RNA processing. Gene Ontology annotation, molecular function: protein binding. The transcript is spliced from 11 exons. NCBI's taxonomy places the organism in Eukaryota, Viridiplantae, Streptophyta, Magnoliopsida, Fabales, Fabaceae. Bases 1 to 1737 code for a protein of 578 amino acids.
AUGGUUAAAUUGUCUAUCUCUCUUUGGUGUGACUACAUUAACUUUUUCCAAGAGUUUGAUCCAAUGAUACGCCAAUGUACACCUACUGGUAUUUCCAAGGCGAGGGAUCUGUUUGAGAGUGCCCUGACUGCAGGUGGUUUGCAUGUUGUUGAAGGUAGUAAAAUAUGGGAAGUAUACAGGCAAUACGAGCAGGCUAUACUUUUAACCACAGAUGAUACUGAUGCACAGGCCAAAGAAAAGCAAGUUCAUCGUAUUCAUAGUUUAUUUCACCGCCAGUUGUCUGUUCCCCUUGCUGACAUGAGUUCAACACUUACUGCCUAUAAGGCUUGGGAGGCGGAACAGAGAAAUCUUCAAGAUGUUGAAACCAUCGACUUGGUUGAUAUUUAUCCUCAUGUUGCAUCUUCAUACCAAAAGGCCUUGGAGAUGUACAAUGCUCGUUUUCAUCUUGAAGAACAAAUUUUGAGCCUGAAUGUUUCUGAUUCAGAAAAACUGCAACACUACAUAAACUAUUUGAAAUUUGAGCAAUCACAUGGAAUGUCAGCCAGAAUUCAAGUUCUAUAUGAACGAGCUAUUACUGACUUUCCUAUAUCACCUGAUCUCUGGCUUGAUUAUACUCGCUAUUUGGAUAACACUUUAAAGGUUGGUAAUAUUGUCAGCAAUGUUUAUUCUAGGGCAACUAAGAACUGCCCUUGGCUCCCACUUCCUUUAACUUUAAACAUAUUGCAUAUUUACAAACUUUUCUUUUUUAUAUUUUUAUUUCAGUAUCUUGAUUUGUUUCUUACCCGAGUAGAUGGCUUAAGGCGAAGAAUGACAUCCAGCAGUGAAGAGGAUUUGGAAUAUAAAAUAAUUAGGGAGACCUUUGAGCGUGCGUCAGAUUAUCUGUCACCACACUUGAAGAACACAGANGGUUUACUACAUUUAUACAUGUAUUGGGCUCGUUUAGAAACAAAACUUGGGAAAGAUGUAACUGCAGCUCGGGGAGUGUGGGAGAAUUGUCUUAAGAUAUGUGGUUCAAUGUUGCAGUCAUGGACUGGUUAUAUAGCAAUGGAAGUGGAAUUGGGUCACAUAAAUGAAGCAAGGUCCAUAUACAAGCGANGCUACAGUAAAAGACUUUCUGGGACUGGUUCAGAGGACAUAUGCCAUUCAUGGUUACGCUUUGAGAGGGAAUUCGGCACGUUGGAAGAUUUUGAUCAUGCAUCUCUCAAGUUUCCCCAGGUACAAAUCUACUCAAUGAAGGUGGCGCACGUCCAUACACAGUUUCAAAGGGAGAACACCUUGCAGCCCCCUGAUAACUGGUGUUGUACCAGUAUUCCGCCCAACACAACAUCUUCCAACACCGAGGGAAGGCUGGAUAAUCUGGAAAUCACCGUGGAAAGCAUUAAGGAGGAGACGGCGGCAAUAAGGCGUGACUUACAGAUGUUGAUGAAGAGGAGGGGCGAUGGUCAUAGUGAUCACGAUGAAGCUUGUGAAGGGGGAAGUACCUCCGUGAACGAUAAUGGUGGGAGGACCGAUAAUGGGGGAAGUAACCCGAAUUGGAGGAAGAGUAGACUUACCGGGGAUGCAAAGUUCUCUUCUAGAAAACAAGAAAAUGAUAACAUCCAGCUUAGAGGGAAGAAUACUUUUGCUGUGCCUAGAAAUGUCAGACCACUUGGUUUUACUGCAAAUAAACAAAUAGCGGAAGAGGGGGAUGAAAAGCCAAAAUCCAAUGAAGAAUUUAGAAAGAUGUUCAUUCGGUAAGGAUUUUGUGCCUCUAAUUUGUUACGCCGAAGAUGGCUGUUAUCUUUCAAAUACUUGGGGCUGUUGUGAUUUGCAUGAUUAAUUACAUCAUUCGACCUAGAUUAACCUUCAGGCAGUCUUCUACUUUUUACAAUUGACACAAUCUGUUUUGUAUAGCUUACGUACAUAAAAUAUUCGCAGUAAUUGACCCGUCGUUAGAUGUUUAGAUACUUGGCUGAUGCUUUUGUACCUCAAUAUUUUUUCUUGCAAUCCAUUUACUUCAAAAUGAAGACUUCAUUC